Messenger RNA from Blepharisma stoltei, 1106 nucleotides. The record is from the annotation of a GenBank genome assembly. Lineage: Eukaryota; Ciliophora; Heterotrichea; Heterotrichida; Blepharismidae.
AUGCUUGUGCUAGAAGCCAAAAAGUACCUAAAUCAUUAUGAUAGAGAUUUAUCAAUCCAAAAAUUUAAAGAAUAUCAAGUUGAAGAGGAUUACACAUCUUUCGGUAUUGAAAGAUAUCAAAGAAAAUUACCAACAGAAGAAAACAACCUCAUUCCUAAUAAAAAAGAAGAUAUAAACCAUGUAAAGCCACAAGUUAAAAGAAAGAACCUUGCUGUAAAGAAGUGAGUAUCUCUUAAAUCGGCAUUGACUGAUAAUGCAGCAUCAUCUAUUGCUUUCAGAACUCGGAGUGCAUCAAAAGUAGCAGAUGUAGAAUUGCAAACGAAAAGAAGAAGAAAAGAAGCAAAAGUAGUCCCACCUCAAAAAAAGCCUAAAAUAGAAAAUACUAACUUCCCCCCUCCGUGAGUGACAAAACCAUUAGAAAAAUCCCUAUUUUUUGCCCAAAAACCACCCCUCCGUGAGUGAACAAAAAUUGUUUUAAUAGAAACAAUUUUGAUAUAUAAGUGAUAAUUAGUAUAAUGAAAUCUCGAGCUAAUUCUGUUUAAUUUAAACAAAUUGCAUUUUAAAACAUAAAUUUUAUAAAUUAAAUUAAUAUUUGCUUCCCAUUUUUUGCAAAUUAGGAUUUUUUUAAAAAUUUCGAAAAAAAAAAUUUUCUAUAAAAUUUAUAUAUAAAUUUUUUUAAAAAAAAAAUUAACCCCCUCUGUGAGUGAACAAAAUUUUUUUGUUCACUCACGGAGGGGGGAGGGAGUAAGAAUAAACCUGCUAAAACCGAAACAAAAAAAGCAUUGAAAUUAAGCAAAAUGAAAUCCGCAGAUAUUGGUUCUGAAGUAGAAAAAAUAAUACAUUUGCAAAAUACUGAUGGAUUUUGGGAUUUAUCCACCAAUUUAUCAGAGAUGGUAAAUAGCAUGCUUGGCCAUGAUUUGGAUAUUUCAACAUUGAGCAAGAAAUCAAUAACUGCUUUAAUUGUUGCCCUUUUUAAGGAAAAAUGCGAAGACUAUAAAUAUUUAUGGGAUCUUGUAGUAGAGAAAGCUAAAAGGUGGCUUAGAAGAAAUAAGCAGAAGCUGAUCAAACUUUCAAUUUUUGAGCUUGUUUUAACCUUAAAAGAAUAA